Messenger RNA from Camellia sinensis, 522 nucleotides. Lineage: Eukaryota; Viridiplantae; Streptophyta; Magnoliopsida; Ericales; Theaceae. The record is from RefSeq and is a predicted model, not a curated record.
AUGCCAGGGUCAUCAGAUAUUAACUCUAACGAGGAAAAUUUGGUGGGAAGCUAUGACAUAGAAUCUGACCCAAGUGAAGAAGUGGAGAUGCCUAUAGAAUACUAUGAAUCUGAGCCUGAGCUUGACCCUGAACCUGAUCCUGAGAUUGAGCCUGAACCUGAGUCUGAGCCUGAAUCUGACCCUGAAGAGAUUGCACCAAUAAAUAACCCAAAUGAGAUAAUUGUGAUCGAGUCAGACACUGAAGAGGAGAUGCCAGGGUCAUCAGAUAUUAACUCUAACGAGGAAAAUUCGGUGGAAAACUAUGACAUAGAAUCUGACCCAAGUGAAGAAGUGGAGAUGCCUAUAAAAUACUAUGAAUCUGAUCCUGAGCUUGACCUUGAACCUGAUCCUGAGCUUGAGCCUGAACCUGAGUCUGAGCCUGAAUCUGACCCUGAAGAGAUUGCACCCAUAAACAACCCAAAUGAGAUAAUUGUGAUCGAGUCAGACACUGAAGAGGAGUCUAUAGAAGGCAAUACUGACUAG